Molecule: messenger RNA, 858 nt
Organism: Zasmidium cellare ATCC 36951
Lineage: Eukaryota; Fungi; Ascomycota; Dothideomycetes; Mycosphaerellales; Mycosphaerellaceae
Exons: 2
Coding region: 1-858 (285 amino acids)
Biological process (GO): fatty acid beta-oxidation
Cellular component (GO): mitochondrion
Molecular function (GO): enoyl-CoA hydratase activity
Source: RefSeq, a predicted model, not a curated record
AUGGCAGGCUCCAACCUCCAGCCCCCGCCAGUCGAAGGCUGCGCCGUCACCUUCCCCCACCCUUACAUCCUCCUCCUAACCCUCUCGCGCCCGUCCCAAAUGAACUCCAUAACCCACACCAUGAACUGGUACAUCCAGAACCUCUUCGCCUGGUUCGACGCCGAGCCCUCUCUACGGGUAGCGGUGAUCACCGGCUCCGGCACGAAGGCGUUCUGUGCGGGUUCGGAUCUGAUUGAGAUUGAGGCGAGUCGGAAGAGUGCGUUGGAGGGCCAGGAUUUGAAGACCGCGCAGCCUUGGUUGCAUGAGCAUCCGAAGGGCGGGUUUGCGGGGGUGAGUCGACGGAGGGGGAAGAAGCCGAUGUUGUUGGCUGUAAAUGGGGUGGCGUUGGGGGGUGGGUUUGAGAUUGUUUUGAAUAGUGAUAUCGCAAUCGCAUCUCCCAAAGCACAAUUCGGACUCCCGGAAGCGCAGGUGGGAGUCUACGCUUACGGCGGAGGUCUUCCUCGCCUCGUUCGAGCAGUGGGCAUGCAAGCAGCCAGCGACAUCGCCUUGACCGGUCGGCGGAUAUCAGCUCAAGAAGCACUCGAUCUCCGCCUUAUUUCAGGCAUCGCCAAGUCUCCAGAAAGCGUCCUUGAAGAGACGAUGGAGAAGGCCAAGCAGAUUGCAGCCAUCUCCCCUGAUGGAGUCAUUGUAACGAGAGAUGCUUUGCGAGAGGCGUGGGAGACGGCGAGUGUGGAGAGGGCUUUUCAGAUCACGCAUGAUAGUUAUUUUGAUAAGUUGAUGCGGAGUGAGAAUUCGGGGGAAGGAUUGUCCGCAUUCAGGGAGAAGAGGAAGCCGAAGUGGAAGGGGUCGAAGCUGUGA